Messenger RNA from Trypanosoma rangeli, 726 nucleotides. RefSeq lists its product as uncharacterized. NCBI's taxonomy places the organism in Eukaryota, Euglenozoa, Kinetoplastea, Trypanosomatida, Trypanosomatidae. The transcript has a single exon. The record is from RefSeq and is a predicted model, not a curated record. The coding region runs from base 1 to 726 and encodes 241 amino acids.
AUGGCAGGAGGGAGCCACGCGCCUGUGACUGAAGGAGUAGCCGUGGCUCUCAACCAAGAACAAGUUGAGCAGGUGAGGGAAGUAGCACUGGUGAAUAGCAAAAGCAUAAGGCGAUCUGGGGAACGUGCACAGAAAAUGAGGAUCCAACAACAAGAAACUCACGAAAACGCGGAGGAUUUAGAUGCAAAGGCCGAUGAUGCGUGCACUGCGAACGCGAAUGAGGCAGAGGAAUUGCUGGCGGAGCCUGAGCAGCACGCGGAAGAAGACGACGUGAAGGAGACCUACCCAAUGGUCGCCGAUGAGGAUGCCGCAGCGGACGACACGUCAGGUAUAGAGGAAAGGCCGCAGGGAAGGUUGAAGGAGGGGCCGCAGGCAACAGGCGACACACCUGAGCCUCUCCUUUUUCCUAACAACGUCACGAUAGAACUAUUAACACCGGAGGAAAUGGUGAUACGUCGUGAGUCCAAUGAGAGGAAGUGGGGAUUGUCGCUUGAGAGUAGUGGUGAGGGAAAUGAACGACAGGUGCAUCUAACAUCGCUGCCGGAGUUGACAUCCAAGCGAGACGCCAGGCGCAGGCAUCCCUUCUAUAAGACUUUCCUGAAACCCCCAAUGAAGACGACAUGGCGCAUUCAAAGUGUGAACGGUAUUUCCAGUUUGAGGGCGCCUCAGCUUCUAGACAUCAUGCGACGCUCCCUUAAGCUACGCAUCAAAUUCUUCAAGGGAUGA